Messenger RNA from Aspergillus candidus, 1962 nucleotides. Its product is annotated as oxidative DNA demethylase. Gene Ontology annotation, biological process: regulation of translational termination; peptidyl-proline hydroxylation. Gene Ontology annotation, molecular function: iron ion binding; peptidyl-proline dioxygenase activity; L-ascorbic acid binding. The record is from RefSeq and is a predicted model, not a curated record. The coding region runs from base 1 to 1962 and encodes 653 amino acids. Gene Ontology annotation, cellular component: cytoplasm. Lineage: Eukaryota; Fungi; Ascomycota; Eurotiomycetes; Eurotiales; Aspergillaceae. The transcript is spliced from 2 exons.
AUGAAGCGCAAGACGAACGAGAAAGACGCCCGGGACGUCAGCGGGCAGCCGGAUUCCAAGAAACGCGCCUUGUCCAGCGAAGAGGCCGCCGCCCGCUUCCGUGACGGCCUGUUUAACCCGGUGGAGCAGCAGAAGUACACCGAUGAAUAUGCCCAAUCCGCCCCGUAUAAGCACGGCGUCAUUCACCCCCUGAUCGAGCCCUCCCUCCUCCGAGCGGUGCGCAACGAGAUCCAGGAACAUCUGCACUUCACCGAGAAGGAGACCGAUAUCUACAAGAUCUUCCAGUCCGGCGAUCUGGCCAACCUCGACGGCCUGGACGAUGCUUCCCUGUCCCGACUGCCCUCCAUCCUGAAGCUCCGUGACGCCAUGUACUCGGCCCGGUUCCGUGAGUACCUCUCCGGCGUCACCAACUCGGGCAAGCUGAGUGGUAGCAAGACCGACAUGGCCAUCAACAUCUACAACGAGGGCUGCCACCUGCUGUGCCACGACGACGUCAUCGGCAGCCGCCGCCUCAGCUACAUCUUGUAUCUGACCGACCCGGACACCCCCUGGCAGGCAGAGUGGGGCGGCGCCCUGCGCAUGUUCCCAACCACGACCCAGAAGGACGCCGCGGGCGAGGAUGUCAAGAUCCCGAGCCCGGACUACAGUCUCAGCAUUCCCCCGGCUUUCAACCAGCUCAGCUUCUUCACCGUCCAGCCCGGCGAGAGCUUCCACGACGUCGAGGAAGUGUACCACCCGGCGGAGGGCGAGGACCGAUCCCAGAAGCGCGUGCGCAUGGCCAUCAGCGGCUGGUUCCACAUCCCACAACGCGGCGAGGACGGAUUUGAGGAGGGCCUGGAGGAGAAGCUGGCCGAGCGGAGCAGUCUGGCGCAGCUGCAGGGUCGCGGCGACAUCUACGACCUGCCCCAGUCCAAGCCGACGCCGUGCGGGCCCGCAGCCGUACCGGAAGCCGAGGGCACGGGCAAGGGCAAAGCCAAGGCCGAGGCGGUGGCGGAGCCGUCCGACAGCGUCGAGUUCACCGAGAACGACCUGGCCUUCCUGGUACAGUACAUCGCGCCGUCGUACCUCACGCCGGACAUCGCCGAGGAGAUGUCCGAGACCUUCUCCAACGAGUCGUCGCUCAGCCUCGAGCGCUUCCUGUCGGAGAAGUUCGCCGCGCGCGUACGCGCCUACAUCGAGGAGCAAGAGCGGCAGUCGCUGCCCGCGUCGGCCGACGAGAUCCGGGCCCAGACCGGCUGGACCGUCGCCCGCCCGCCGCACAAGCAGCGCUACCUGUAUCAGCAGUCCCCGGCGGUGACGCAGGACCAGAAGACGCCGCUCCAGGAGCUGCUGAACGACCUGUUCCCGUCACCGGCGUUCCGCAAAUGGCUGGCGCACGUCACGGGCGCCGACCGCAUCACGAGCUACGACCUCCUAGCGCGCCGGUUCCGCCGCGGGCAGGACUACACCCUCGCCAGCAGCUACGACGGCGAGGAGCCGCGGCUGGAGUUCACCCUCUGUCUGACCCCGACGCCGGGGUGGGAGAAGGAGAGCGACCACGAUGACGAGGAGGAGGAAGAAAAAGAGGACAAGGCCAACGGGGAGUCUGCCUCCAAGGUCGAGGCGGCGGAGAAGAAGCCCAAAGCGGACGGCGAGGAGCCCGCGGUGGGCGGCUACGAAAUCUACAUGGCGGGCGAUGACGAGAAGGACGACGACGCGGCCAUUUACCGCUCCGCGGAGGCUGACGAAGACGAUGGCAUUUUGUUCAGCACAGCGGCUGGGUGGAACCGGCUCAGCAUUGUCCUGCGUGAUAGCGGGACGCUCAAGUUCGUCAAGUACGUGAGUGCGGCGGCCAAGGGCGACCGUUGGGAUCUGACGGGCGAGAUGGGCGUGGAGUUUGACGAUGACGAUGAUGAUGAUGAUGAUGAUGAUGACAACAAUGAGGAUGGAGAAGAUGAGGAAGACGAGGAAGACGAUGAAUAG